This is a messenger RNA of Beauveria bassiana ARSEF 2860, 474 nucleotides long. RefSeq lists its product as uncharacterized. Lineage: Eukaryota; Fungi; Ascomycota; Sordariomycetes; Hypocreales; Cordycipitaceae. The record is from RefSeq and is a predicted model, not a curated record. The coding region runs from base 1 to 474 and encodes 157 amino acids. The transcript has a single exon.
AUGCCCGUCGGAAUCGCCCAGGUGCUCAAUGGUACCACGAGCGACAUCACUUACCACAAUUUGGAGUCCAAUCGCCAGUUCGGGGUUCAGGGCAGGACACGCUCGCAGUUUGACAAUGAUAAGCUACCUAGCUCAGAGACGACCGACGACACCCUCCCCUGGUACGAUUCUGGCCGCGACGACAAGUACAUCGCCAUUGGUGCCCUCGGCCACAAUCUGCGGCUCUGCGAGCGUGAUGCCCGGUUUCACAUCUACGACAAUAAUGGCCAUUCCCUGUCAUUUGGCCACUUGACCAAUGGAUACAGAUAUGUGUGCAGGUUUGAUCCUAUCAAGCGACCGAAUGGGCAAGACGGCCUCUCCAUCAGCGUCUACGUGUACGUCGAUGCCAUGCAUAGCUCUAAUGGGGAGGUUAGCGCAACCAUGCUGCAGGAUCACGAGCCUAAUGCUGCUAUGAUUCUGAUUACCUGGACUUAG